GGGGUUCCAAGUCUGGAUUUGCUGCUAACAAAGCAAGGAAGGGAAACUCUCACCUCAGCUGACACAGUGUUUGCCACCCAGAGGCGUGCCAGAAGCAAGUCUCCUCCGAAAGACAACCUUCUGCUGAGGCAGAUCUGAUGGCACACAAGCCUCGCUGCAGCUCUCCCCAGUAGAAAGCAGGUCGAGUGCUCCUGCCUGCCCUCUUUUGAGCCACGCCAGUUGUGCCCAGGAGCCAAAAGGAGCAGAGAUGGAGGGCAGCUCCCUGCCGCUCUGCGCCGCCUGCGGCCAGGCGCAUCCUGCCGACGAGAACCACUUGUACAGCUACGCCCAGGAGGUGGACGAUGAUCUGAUCUGCCACAUCUGCCUGCAGCCUCUGCUCCAGCCUUUGGACACCCUCUGUGGCCACACCUUCUGCACAGCCUGCCUCACCAGCUUCCUGCUGGAGAAGGACUUCUGCCCCAUGGACCGCAAGCUCGUGGUCCUGCAGAGCUGCAGGAAGUCCAGCAUCCUGGUGCACAACCUCCUGGAUAAGCUCCUGGUGAGCUGCCCUUUCACAGCACACUGCUCAGAGGUCCUGCAGCGUGGCCACCUCCAGCAGCAUUUCCAGACACAAUGUAAAGGAGCAUCCCACUAUGGCCUUACCAAGGAGCGGAAGAGACGUUCCCAGGACUGCUCUCCAGCCCACGGCUCCAGCUUAGCCGUGGCUGCCCUGGACCCUGAGCUGUCUGCAGCUGCUGCCAUCGCCUUAAUGAGCGACGAGCCCGGGCUGGUGAACCCAGCCUUCAGCCCCACCUCGGAGGAGAGCCAGGCGGGCAGCAGCCCCGGGGACCUGCACCGCGGCAGCCGCAGCACAGCUCGACACUUUGAGCGUUCCACCCUCAGAAGCAGGUCCUUCAAAAAAAUCAACAAAGCCUUCAGCGUGCUCCGGAGGACCAAAAGUGGCAGUGCCGUUUCCAACCACACCGACCGGGAGAGGGAGAGCCCUGGGAGCACCUCUGCUGCUGCUGCUGCUGCUGAAGAUUCAGAAUGCUCCACACAACCCUCGGUGACCAAACCCCAACACCCUGUGGGAAACCCUGCAAGGAGCAGCAAACCCAAGACAGAAAGCUUUCUGCUCUCUAGACUCAGCAGCUGUGCCCUGUUUAAGGACUGGAAAUGUAAAAUGGUGAAGAAAGCUUUCCCCAGGUUGUAUCACCUGAUCCCAGAUGGAGAAGUCACCUGCAUCAAGAUCAGCCGGAGUGACCCUCAGGAGAGCUUGGCCAUCAGGAUCGUGGGGGGCAGCGAGACACCGCUGGCUCACAUCAUCAUCCAGCACAUCUACCAGGAUGGGGUCAUUGCCAGAGAUGGGAGGCUGCUGCCUGGAGACAUCAUACUGAAGGUGAACGGCAUGGACAUCAAAACCGUGCCUCACAGCUACGCCGUGUCCCUGCUGCAGCAGCCCUGCCGCGUCCUGCGCCUGACGGUGCUGCGGGAGCAGCGCUACCGCUGCCGGCACAGCAGCCUGCCGCUGGACGCCCGCUGCGGCCGCGACGACAGCUUCCACGUCGUGCUGAGCAAAAGCAGCCCGGACGAGCAGCUGGGGAUCAAGCUGGUCCGGCGGGCCGACGAGCCGGGGGUGUUCAUCUUCAACCUGCUGGCCGGCGGCGUGGCCGCCCGCGACGGGCAGCUGCAGGAGAACGACCGCGUCCUGGCCAUCAACGGCCGCGACCACCGCUACGGCAGCCCCGAGAGCGCCGCGCAGCUCAUCCAGGCCAGCGAGAAGCAGGUCCACUUCGUGGUGUCACGGCAGACCAGGCAGCAGACCCCAGACAUCCUGCAGGAGACAGGAUGGACUUAUGGUGGUGGCAACCCCCAGCCCUGUCCUGCUGAGAGACACAACAAGAGCACCCUUCACACUGUCACCUGCCACGAGAAGGUGGUGGCAGUCCGGAAAGACCACACAGAGUCCCUGGGAAUGACUGUGGCAGGUGGAGCAUCCAACCGGGAGUGGGAUUUGCCCAUCUAUGUGAUCAGCGUUGAGCCUGGAGGAGUCAUCAGCAGAGACAGCAGGAUCAAAACAGGGGACAUCCUGCUGAACGUCAAUGGGGUCGACCUGACAGGGGUCAGCCGGAGUGAGGCUGUGGCCCUGCUGAAAAACACCAACUCCUCAGUGGUGCUCAAAGCUCUGGAGAUGAGAACCUGUGAAGGCCAGGAGCAGCAAGGCCACCUGCCAGCCUCUGAUGGCACGGAGGAGACCUCUGAGAGCAGCGAGUGGUCACCGUCCUGGGUGAUGUGGCUGGGACUGCCGCGGUACUUGUACAGCUGCAAAGAGAUCGUGCUGCGCAGGAACACGGCUGGCAGCCUCGGCUUCAGCAUCGUGGGCGGCUACGAGGAGCACAGCGGCAGCAAACCCUUCUUCAUCAAGUCCAUUGUAGGAGGAACACCAGCAUACAACGAUGGCAGGAUCAGGUGUGGCGACAUCCUCCUGGCUGUCAACGGCAGGAACACCUCAGGAAUGAUGCACUCCUGCUUGGCAAAGAUGCUCAAGGAACUGAAAGGCAAAAUUACUCUCACCAUUGUGUCCUGGCCUGGCACUUUUGUAUAAAGCCAGGCUGCCUGGAGGAUGUGGCAGGAAAAACAGAGGCAGAAAGGUCAGGUUUUGUUUUCUGGGGGUAGGGGUGGGUCAAGGAUGUGUUCCUAAAGGAAAAGGUUUGUGGAAGUCCACCCUGCACGUGCAGAAAAGCCAAGUUUAGGCAAAGCAGGGACAGAAAAUCACUUGACAGAAAUUCAAGGUAGAGACUUGAGUCUUUCCUUCCCUCUCCUCUUAAGGACUUUUGGUUUGGUUUUUAUACCUAGCUGUACCUAACGAUGAUGACAUGGAAGGAGCAGCAAACAGCUCCUGCUCACCCACUUUGAGUUUGCUUCACAAGGAAAUCCUUGAAGAACUCCUGGGGUGGGAGGAGGAAAAAAUAAAUCCAUGACUAAAUUGACUGCAGUUUUCCUAGUUGCAAACUGCAAACAAAAAGGAUCCAGGUGAAGGUUUUGAAGCCAGCACACUAAGAGCACUUUGCUUACCCUGUUAGCUUUUCAUGGUCAGCAUGAAGCUGGGUAUUUUCAAGACUGUUUUUGUUAGUCUGUAAAACUGUGAAUUCAUUAAAGUUUCUAAGAUAAUUAAAA
This is a messenger RNA of Pogoniulus pusillus (Red-fronted tinkerbird), 3156 nucleotides long. RefSeq names its product ligand of numb-protein X 1 (gene LNX1). The transcript has 12 exons. Gene Ontology annotation, molecular function: metal ion binding; ubiquitin-protein transferase activity; protein binding. Lineage: Eukaryota; Metazoa; Chordata; Aves; Piciformes; Lybiidae. The record is from RefSeq and is a predicted model, not a curated record. Gene Ontology annotation, biological process: ubiquitin-dependent protein catabolic process. Bases 248 to 2584 code for a protein of 778 amino acids. Gene Ontology annotation, cellular component: cytoplasm.